Molecule: messenger RNA, 1233 nt
Organism: Trichoderma gamsii
Lineage: Eukaryota; Fungi; Ascomycota; Sordariomycetes; Hypocreales; Hypocreaceae
Product: serine/threonine-protein phosphatase PP-X isozyme 1
Exons: 4
Coding region: 1-1233 (410 amino acids)
Biological process (GO): double-strand break repair via homologous recombination; peptidyl-serine dephosphorylation
Cellular component (GO): cytoplasm; nucleus
Molecular function (GO): protein serine/threonine phosphatase activity
Source: RefSeq, a predicted model, not a curated record
AUGAGCGAUCUCGACAAGGCGAUCGCGCAACUGCGCUCAUGCCGGCCCAUUCCGGAAGACCAGGUGCGGGAGCUCUGUCACCGCGCCAGAGAGCUUCUGAUCGAGGAGGGCAACGUCGUCACCGUGACGGCGCCGGUAACAAUAUGCGGUGAUAUUCACGGCCAGUUUCAUGAUCUGAUGGAGCUGUUCCGCGUCGGCGGCGAUGUCCCCGACACGAAUUAUCUCUUUAUGGGUGACUUCGUCGACCGUGGUUUCUACUCUCUCGAAUCAUUCCUGUUAUUGCUUUGUCUCAAAGUCCGAUACCCAGAUCGGAUGACGCUGAUCCGCGGCAAUCACGAAUCUCGCCAAAUAACGACGGUAUAUGGCUUUUACGACGAAUGCCUUCGAAAAUACGGCAGCGCAAACGUAUGGCGCUACUGCUGUGAUGUUUUUGACUAUCUCGCCCUUGGAGCCAUAGUUCUGGGGGCGUCUAGCACUCUAUCACCUGGCAUGCCGGAGGACGACGACACCGAAAUCGAAGUCUGCGACCAAGCAGGCUCCAUCAUCAGCCGCUUCCCUCGCCAGCGCGCCAACCAAUCAGCUUCUCAAGAGAAGCUCGAAGCUCCUAAUAAAAGCACAGCAGAUAAGACUGGCCCGCCUGGUUCAGGAGCGUCAGGGUCCAGCAGUGGAAGCGUGGGCAAUCCGACAGGGGCCAUUCUCUGUGUGCAUGGUGGACUGAGCCCGUUGGUCGACACAGUAGACAAAAUACGGCUCAUUGACCGGAAGCAGGAAGUCCCUCAUGAGGGAGCCAUGUGUGAUCUACUGUGGUCCGAUCCAGACGAAAUUGACGGUUGGGGGCUUUCGCCCCGAGGAGCUGGGUUUCUAUUCGGAGCCGAUAUUGUCAAGGUCUUCAACCAUCGAAAUGAUCUGAGUCUCAUUGCUCGUGCACACCAGCUGGUCAUGGAGGGAUUCAAGGAGAUGUUUGACGCCUCCAUUGUCACCGUCUGGUCAGCUCCAAACUACUGCUACCGAUGCGGCAAUGUUGCGGCCGUGCUGGAGCUUACCGAGGAUGAGUCAGGUACUGGCAUUUUCCAGAGGACAAACGGAGAUGUAGGCCGCAGUUCUGGCGCCGUUAUCGAGUCGAGGGGUGGCCCGAAAAAUGGCCCUGCUCGACGAUAUCGGGUAUUCCAAGCUGCGCCCCAAGACUCUAGGGGGAUGCCAGCCAAGAAGCCAGUCGCUGACUAUUUCUUGUAA